AGCGCAUGGAAGAAGGGCCGGAAGGUCUACAAUUCCAAUCUUUCCUCGAAACUGAUGCGCGGGACUCUUCAGGAGGUGGAGUCAACUCCCAGAGAGGGUACAUUCCUGAUCGGCCGGGGAAGUCAAGUUUCUGGAACGUCGAAUAUUACCAGCCAUACUUUGACAUAGACACUAAAACUGUCUUUCGUCGCUGCUACUUAACCUUGAUACCUAAGGCAAACUAUAUCUCCAACCAUUUGUCGCCCGCCGACUUAUAUGGCCCCUUCUGGACAUUGACUACCCUUAUCUUCUCCCUCUUUGUCUUCUCUUCGCUCGCAUCGUCUAUAGCCGCCUAUCUCUCCGACCCAGGCGCCGCGUCGCCGACCAACCCCAUCGAGUAUGACUUCGGAUUGUUGAGCACGGCGUUUGGGCUCGUCUAUGCAUAUGGACUGGGCAUACCCAUUCUACUGUGGCUUGGGCUGAGAUAUCUGGGUGUGGGGGAGUGGAGCAUUGUCGAGACGGUCGCGUUGUGGGGGUACGGCCAGUUCGUUUGGAUUCCUGUCUCGUUGCUGUGCGUGAUUCCAGUGCCGAUCCUGCGGUGGGUCCUUGUCGGCCUCGCCUUCUUGCUCUCAGGCUACUUCCUGAUAGUAAACACUUGGCCGAUCCUCGCUACGGCUGAUCAAAAGGCUGUGCGACUGGUUGCAAUCUUUCUCGUGCUUCUGCACGCCGCACUCGCGUUGUGCUUCAAAGUCCUCUUCUUCAGCUACUAUGCAGUGAAGGAGAUUGGUCCCAAAGACCCUAUACCGGAUCCAGGGCCUACUGCACGCGCGUUUUGAUUCUACUUUCUGUGGAAGUAUCGUACAGUGGCUCAGCUCUAUUUAUGCUUUCAAUCAAAC
Phanerochaete carnosa HHB-10118-sp is the source of this 875-nucleotide messenger RNA. RefSeq lists its product as uncharacterized. Gene Ontology annotation, molecular function: small GTPase binding. Gene Ontology annotation, cellular component: Golgi apparatus; membrane. The record is from RefSeq and is a predicted model, not a curated record. Gene Ontology annotation, biological process: vesicle-mediated transport. The transcript has 6 exons. Bases 6 to 815 code for a protein of 269 amino acids. NCBI's taxonomy places the organism in Eukaryota, Fungi, Basidiomycota, Agaricomycetes, Polyporales, Phanerochaetaceae.